Molecule: messenger RNA, 2397 nt
Organism: Serendipita indica DSM 11827
Lineage: Eukaryota; Fungi; Basidiomycota; Agaricomycetes; Sebacinales; Serendipitaceae
Source: the annotation of a GenBank genome assembly
AUGUCUGGAGAUCCAGAAGAACGACGACCAUUGCUUGCUCCGACGGCAGAAUCCAUCUCCAAAGUCAAGAUAUGGCCCCUAAUCGUGCACAUUCGCAAAGAUGUGACUGAAUCACUGGAUACUGCUCUCUCCUGGGAACAGCUGACGGCGUCUGACGUCAACUUUACCAUUAUACGGCCCCUGGUCCUUCGAUAUGCCUCGCUGAGGAACAUGGCUACUGUCUUUGCGUUUCUCGUCGUGCGGGCCCAUUUCCUCUCAAGCGCAGAGGGAGACCUCGCGCACGCUCACAUCAAGCUUUCGAGAGCUAAUUUAUGCGAGCUGAUGGCUAUCAAGAUGCUCCGGCACUUUGCAAAGAACCAGAUAGAGUUGGUGGCCGUUCUAACCGUAACUUGGAACCCAAUUGCUGGUGCGCCACAAGAGGUCAAAGAUAACGUGCAGAAACUUGUUGGAGGUCACGAAGACGACCUGGACGAUCCAGCUUCCGCUAUCGAGGUCGCAAUCGCUACGGAGAGCAAACACUUUCUAUCCACGCCCCUCGCACAGACGGUGAUCAACGACAUUUACACAGGCCGUGUCGUUUACACUGUUGCCUCGACUCGCUCUAUCAUCGCGGACAAUUACAAGCAGCGUCAAAUUGAGAUUUAUGAUCCGAAGAAUGCGCCUUGGCUCGAUCAUUACCGGCUUCGUGUACCAAAGUAUGGCCAAAUCCUGGAAUUUCUCAACUUCACCCUUCUGCUGUUGACAUUUCUCCUUUGCCUUUCGAACAAGAAAUUCGACAAGAUCAACAUCUAUGAGCUCAUCUUCAUGAUAAUCGCUCUUUCAUUUGCGCUCGGAGAAUACGCAGCUGCGCGUGAGCACGGAUGGGAGAUCUACAUGGCCGACAUGUGGAAUGGGUUCGACAACGCCUUCAUCGCCAUUUUCUUCGUAUAUUUUGGCCUCCGGAUCAAGGGCCUCCUGUCUGGAGAUGAUUGGUUUUCCGACCUAGCGUUCGAUAUUAUGGCCUGUGGGGCGUGCAUUCUGUUCCCUCGCCUCGCUUUUUUUGCCAUUUCCAAUAACGUCUUCCUAUUUUUCAUCAUGAUCGCCGCUAUAUGUUUCUCCGGUCUUCUUUUUACAUUGUGGGAACUUGCUGGCGGAACUUGGACGGUGAAGAAUACGGCAUGGCUAAUGAUUCAGAUCUGGUUUGGAAACACAAGUCUUUCUUUUAACCAAGCCAGUAGUUUCCAUCCUGUCUUCGGUCCACCUCUCAUGGUCAUCUAUGCAGCACUCUCCAACACCCUCCUAAUUACUAUCCUCAUUUCCAUCCUGUCGAACACGUUUGCUCGGAUUGACCAGCAUGCGACACAAGAAUACUUGUUCCAAUUUGCAAUCUCUACAGUCGAAGGUGUCAAAUCUGAUGCACUAUUUUCGUAUCAACCUCCCUUUAACCUGUUGGCGUUCUUUCUCCUCGCCCCUCUCACAUUAUUUGCGUCACCAAGGACCCUACACUCCGUCAACGUCUUUCUCAUCCGCCUCACAUCGUUCCCUAUUCUCAUUGCAAUCAGCAUCUACGAGCGGUACCUUGCACCAGGUCGACGCUUCUUUGAGAACAGUAAAACACGCGCAAACGCCUUCAUUAACAGUCUCCCUCGACACAUCAAAACCGUACCACUCAUCGAUGCACUCGUGCGAUCCAGUGGGACAGAUUUGCUGGAAGCGAUAUUCGAAAUCGACAUUGACGAAGCCCACCUUGAACCCCUUUUCAAUCCAGAAGACAAUUUCUUUGAUCGCGCUCAGAUUUUGACACAGCAGUCUGACCCUAACCGGAGUCGUGCUGCAAGUAUCGCUGCUGGAACAACUCCAAGCAAGGAAGUGACUGCCUUGCCUACUCAGCCCGACUCGCUCGGGGUUCCCGAAGCACAGGGCUCACGCACACCUCGAGCCAGGUCUCCAGCACGAGGGAACGGAGCGGCUUCGCCUCCGACCGGCCCAGCAGCCACCAGCGCAAACGCAAACACAGCCAACCCUUCCGGUAUUACACAAACAUCCGACGCCAACCGGCUACGGAAACGCUCGCAGACGCCAGCGCGUCCACGAUCGAACCUUAUUGCUGUCGACGAAGAUUUGCAAACUGGCUUCCAAUCUCCCCUCGCGCGACUGUUCUCGAGCGCUGCUCGAAAACCACCGCGACCUAUCGAUUAUGCACCGUCGAAUUUGGAACUAGAGGAAACGUUGAUCGGGAUCAAGAGAUUGCAGGGAGUAGUGGAAGAGUUGAAGGAUGAGAGAGGGGCCUCAGUGCAGAGGUUACGAGGAGACAUCAAAGAAUUGCAGGAGCGUCAAGCGCGGAUCGAGACGCUCUUGAUGACGUUGACUCGUGGAAUGCGCGGUGAUACGGUCGGAAAGUCGAGUCCUCCUAUCUAG